AUGUGUUUUCCUGACAUUUCUAGCCGAGUUUCGGUAAUCCGGGGACGAGUGGUCAGUCGUGAAGGCAACGGAUUGAUUGGCAUUCGAGUCAGCGUUGCCACUGACCCUCAAUUUGGAUUUACGCUUACAAGAAGUGACGGAUGGUUCGACAUUCUAGUGAAUGGAGGAGGCGCCGUGACGCUACAAUUCCAACGAAACCCAUUUCAUCCAAUCAAACGUACUGUCAUGGUGCCAUGGAAUACUGUCAUGGUCAUGGGACCUGUUACAAUGUCAGCAACAGUAGAAACAGAAGCUCAAGAAGAUUUACUGCAGCAGCAGAAUCCGUGCUUGGAACAUGACUAUGACGUGAUGAAGCCAAUCGUCUACCAGACGUGGAGAUCAGGCUCGCAAGGGGCGUGCACCGAGAACAGUGCUAUUAUGGCUGAAACGCAAGUAUUACAAGAAAGUUUUUCCAUUCCCGGGUCUGAUCUGCACUUAGUUUAUCACAGCAGUCAUGCGCAAGGUUAUCUAUCAACCAUCCAUCUCCAGCUGACACCAUCCCACGUUCCUGAGACACUCCGUUUGGUGCACCUGCGGAUUGUAGUGGAAGGGUUCCUGGUGGAAAAGACUUUCGAAGCAGACCCCGACAUCAAAUACACGUUUGCCUGGAACAAGAGAAAUGUUUACAAACAAAAGGUUUAUGGCCUUACUACAGCCAGAGUUUAUGUGGGGUACAAAUACAGCACUUGUGAACGUGUGGUAUGGACUGUACAAGCUACUACACUUCGAGGGUAUGAUAUGGAUAUUUCUGAGUUAGGAUCGUGGAAUUUAGAUGUUCAUCACAGAUAUAAUUUCCAUGAGGGUGUUCUUCAAAAAGGUGAUGGUGCGACCAUUUACUUCCGGCAGCAACCUAGAGUCAUUUCAAUCCUUAUGGGGAAUGGACAGCCGCGGCCUCUCUUAUGCCCAGAUUGCAAUGGACUGGCUAGAGACAAUAAACUCCUCUCUCCUGUUGCUUUAGCCAGUGGUCCGGACGGAAGCGUAUACGUAGGAGACUUCAACCUAGUUAGAAGAAUAACACCUAAUGGACAAGUAUACACAGUAUUCAGAAUGAAAGCGUCCGACGUUUCGAGCCAAUACCAUCUUACUCUUAGUCCAACGGAUGGUCAUCUGUAUAUAUCCGCCCCAGAACACCAUAAAAUUCUUCGCGUACAUUCUUUGGACAAAGUUGAAGAUCCUGAUUCAAAUUUUGACGUCGUUGUUGGUAGUGGUGUUAGAUGUCUUCCUCGAGAUAGAGAUAACUGUGGUGAUGGAAAACCAGCGUUAGAAGCUUUGUUAUCUUAUCCGAAAGGAAUGGCUGUAGCUGUUGACAAUACAUUAUAUUUUGCCGACGGGGCAAACAUCAGGAUUGUCGAUAAUCAAGGGAUUAUUCACACACUUAUUGGGGAUCAUCAUCAUAAGAAACAAUGGAAACCAAUCCCUUGCUCUGGAACUCUAAAAAUGGAAGAGGUGAAAUUAAGAUGGCCAACAGAUCUCUCUAUCAAUCCAUUAGAUGGAGCAUUAUAUUUUAUAGAUGAUCACAUGGUUCUGAAACUUACUCAUGAUAAACGUGUGAUGGCAGUUGCCGGACAACCGGCUUAUUGCAAAACUUCCAGCACCAACAUGCAUAAAUCUAGGAUGACAGGUGAAGUGGUUUUAGGAUCGUUAAUUAGUUUCACUUUCGGACCCACUGGGGAGAUGUACAUAGCAGAAGUAGAUGAGAACAACGUUAACAGAAUACGCAAGCUCAGUCCAGAUGGUGAACUUCUCCAUUUUGCUGGUAAAGAAGACGGAUGUCUGUGCGAGUGGCAAAACUGUACGUGUGCAGUGGAAGAUGAAGGAUUUCUAGCCAUGGAUACAAAGCUGUUCGCCGUAUCAUCAUUAACCGUUACUAGCGAUGGUGUUGUUCAUAUCGCUGAUCAAGGAAGCCUGAGAAUUUUGUCUACAAUACCGUAUUUGCCCCAGCCAGACGAGCAGUUUGAAUUUCAGAUUGCAUAUCCUGAUAAUCACGAAGUCUAUGUUUUCAAUAAAUAUGGACAACACUCUGUUACACGCAGCAUACUAACAGGAAAAACUGUUUAUACUUUCUUAUACAAUGUUAAUACGAGCUUUGGAAAAUUGAAUGCAGUUACAGAUGCAUCGGGAAAUAAAGUAUCCUUCCUUCGAGACUCUGGUAACAGCUUACAUACCAUCGAAACAGCAAGGGGAACAAAAUGCAGAGUGCAAGUGACGAAGCAAGGAUUGCUUGAAACCAUAGUCGACCCUGAUAGUUUAGAGAUCAAAUUUCAGUACGACACAAUGGGACUCUUAACCAGUCGAUCAGAUGCUGCUGGUCGAUCCUUUUUUUAUGUGUACGAUGAAAAUGGAAGGAUGACUGAUGUUGUCAAACCAAGUGGACAAGUCACAAAGCUUUCUUUCGAUCUCAGUCCGGAGGGUGCAUCUGUCUUCUCUCACACUGAAGAAAGAGAGAGCCAGUUAGUUGUCAAAGUCAAGGGUACAACAGUUAUAUCUACACAAAGUGGAGUCGCUAUUCAGUCCACACUUCAUCAGGAUGGAGCUAUUGAAGUUGAAACACCAUGGCAUGUCGGUUUAGUUUGGGAGCCAGCUUCACAUUACGUGCUUCAGGAAAUGUUACCCGUGCAGGCUGGAAUGUUUCCUUUGCCAGUCAAACAAACCACUUACGUAGGCAUGGAGCCUGCUAAUACCGUCGAAUGGAGAUACGAUGUUAAAUACAACCGAAAAGAGAGAUCUCGGGUAGAAAGAAGUAUUUCUGCUGUAGAAAGAGUGUUGAUGGCGAACGAUGUUCAGUACUUGUCUAUGGAAUAUGACUGGGUGGCAGCCCGCGAAAUACUUUAUAACAGUUCUAGAAGACCAUUUCUAGUCAUUCAGUAUGAUGGCUUCACUCGCCCAAUCCAAUGGUUGCCGACAGAAACGCGUCUUCCGUUAAAUGUCAUGUACGACAGACUAGGUCGCUUAUCCGGAUGGCAGCAAGGAUCUCUUUCUGAAAGCUUUGGAUAUGAUCGAAUGAGCCAUCUUGCAGAAAUCAAAUACCCAGAUGGAUCAGCUAUGCGAUUCAGCUAUGAUGGCAAGACAAUGCCAAGCAAAGUUGUGUUACCCAGCAGCCGGCGGUUUACGUCUCAUUACGACACCAACGGAGGACUUAAAUUUGUAACCACUCCCAAGGGCACUCGACAUUCAUUCCUCACACUCAUCUCUAUAGGAUUUUAUAAGUUUUUCUACAUCCCUCCUGGAAACAGUGGCCCAUUUGUCAUCCACUUCAAUGAUCUGAAGCAGCCUGUUAUGAAAAUUUUCCCUGGCGAUCAAGGGAGAGUUCUGUAUAAAUACAACAACCAGAGUCUCUUAAGCAGCAUUGUGUUUGGAGGCGGAAAGGUGGAAAAGAAUUAUAGCAUAUCAGGGUUCCUGUCUUCAGAGUCAUCAAGUACAUUAGAAACUGACAUUCGCAGUGAAUAUACAUAUGAAGGCGCUUUAUUAUCUACUCGCAAGCUUCAUUUUUUAAGCCAGUUUCACUUGACAAAUGCAAUCAUCCAUUAUCAAUAUGAUAGACUCUUUAGAAUUAAAAGCAUACUGUUUCGAAUCGGAAGCUUACAAUUGCCUACGGUUGAAUAUUAUCACAAUGCCAAAACAGGUAGAAGAGAGCAAAUUGGAGACUUUAAAUUGUUUGAAAAAAGCUUAAACGAAACAGUUCUGUCUGAUGGCACGGCUUCAUUUAGCCGCCAGUUUGAUGCCCUGCAUCGAAUAAGACAAGUGUCUUUAGUGAUUGUUGAUAAAGAAAUAUUUCGGAUGGAUAUACAAUAUGACAAUCGUAAUUUCGUAACUCAAUCCCGACUUUACAAUACUCACUUAGGCAAAUCGAAAAUCCGUUUGCAAAAUUUUUCCUAUGAUGCGGACGGCCAACUAGUAGAAAUGGUAGGCCGAGACCACUGGAAGUUUAUUUAUGAUCCAAAUGGCAAUUUAGUUACAAUGCAAUACAUGGGCAAUCGCAUCGAUAUACUUCAUGACGUUGGUGAUAGAAUAGUGAGCUUCGGUGACACUCCAUACGUAGUCGACGGCAGAGGAUUUGUUAUCCAACGUGGAGAAGAAAGUUUCGCUUAUAACACGAAAGGCCAAUUAACUAAAGCUUCUCGGAAUGGCAGAUAUGAUGUGGAAUACUAUUACAAUACUAGAGGCAUGAUAUCAGUUCGUAAAGAUAAUUUUGGAAAUAUCACUCAGUUCUUUUACGCAGAUAUUUCGAAUCCAGAUAAAGUGAGUCACAUAUAUAAUAACAACGAUGGCAAAACCACUUCAUUACUUUAUGAUGAUAGAGGAUUUCUCAUGUCCCUUGUAGUGAAUAAAGAAACAUACUAUGUUGCUACCGAUCACAAUGGAAGCCCUUUAUUAGUUUUUGACAGGAAAGGGGAAGUAGUUAAAGAAGUUCACAGAGGACCCUAUGGACACGUACUUUUCGACUCCAAUCCACAUUUUUAUUUACCUAUUGACUUUCAAGGAGGCAUACUGGAUCCUCUGACUGGAAUGCUACAUUUUGGGGAAAUGAUUUAUGACUCCUUGGCUGGUCAAUGGUUGACUCCGAGGUGGGAUGAAAUUUUGCACCACGUCACAAGCCCUCAGCAUCUUCAUCUAUACCGCUUUAACAAGAACGAUCCUAUUAAUAUUGACAAGAAGUUGAAGAAUAAAUUAGAUCUUUCCGCUUGGAUUAAGAGUCAAGGCAUCGACAUAGAUAGUUUAGAUCUCGCUGCAGAUUCCUUAUUUCAAAUAGCGCAUGACAAAGAAGCAAUGCCAUUGUUCCUGGACAUGCCGUCAGUGCCGCUUGUGUCCGGAUUUACAUGCGCAAUUAGACAAAAAUUAGAAAGUUUCGCAUCAUUAACUAGCGUAGCACGACCGAAAGUAAAGCGAGAACAAUUGUUCGAAACUGUCCUUCCAAAAAUUAGUACCAUGAGCGUUCCAUUCGGUUCGGGCAUCACCGUCUCCCGCUUAGGAGAAAGAGCUUUAGUCCGGACAUCAAAUGAAGCAGAUGGCAUUCAAAGAGAUGUUUUCACAUCUGUAUUUAACAAUUCCUUCCUCUUGGACUUGCACUUGGUUAUGCAUGGUCAAGACGUAUUUUAUUUUGUUAAAGACAGUGCUUGGAGAGUAGCUGAUGAUCUAAAUCAAUUACAAAGACUUGGAACCGCAAUCAAUACAACAGUUCAUGAAUCCAAACCUGAAGAUCAAAAGGCUGGACAUCACGUGGAUGUACGCGUUCAUUCAGAACAUGCGAUUCUCAAUAUUAGAUACGGAACUAAUCCGUAUAAAGAAAGACAAAGGCUUCUAAGACAUGCAAAGAAGCAUGCCGUUGGCCAAAGAUGGGCGCAAGAGCGGCAAAUCAUUCUGACGAGCCAAAGGGGAUCUCAGAAAUGGUCGGAAAAAGAAAAGGAACAUAUCCUCACCACCAGCUCAGUACCGGGGUAUAAAGGAGACUACUAUCACGAUGUCGAACUGUACCCAGAGCUCGCUGAUGAUCCAGCUAACAUUGUAUUUCAUAGAUCCACUCAGAAGCAGAGGUGACCGCUUUAACUGAUAAUUCAGUUCAGAAGUAAUACAAAGACUUCGAUUGAAUAAAAAUCGAGAUGUCCUCCUAAAAGCAU
Molecule: messenger RNA, 5654 nt
Organism: Uloborus diversus
Lineage: Eukaryota; Metazoa; Arthropoda; Arachnida; Araneae; Uloboridae
Product: teneurin-m-like
Exons: 13
Coding region: 1-5574 (1857 amino acids)
Biological process (GO): motor neuron axon guidance
Source: RefSeq, a predicted model, not a curated record